Molecule: messenger RNA, 1387 nt
Organism: Helobdella robusta
Lineage: Eukaryota; Metazoa; Annelida; Clitellata; Rhynchobdellida; Glossiphoniidae
Exons: 9
Coding region: 134-1321 (395 amino acids)
Biological process (GO): deoxyribonucleotide biosynthetic process
Cellular component (GO): cytosol
Molecular function (GO): ribonucleoside-diphosphate reductase activity, thioredoxin disulfide as acceptor
Source: RefSeq, a predicted model, not a curated record
AAAGAUACUGCGCGGUUGAGUUCGUUCUCCUUUUCGUUCCUUCUCCCGUUCGUUCGUUCGUUCUGCUUCGUCUUUGUUGCGCUUUUUAUCUUUGAGGUUUAUUGAAUUAAAUAAAAUUUUUAAAACAUAAAAAAUGGAGUUUGUAUCUCCGACCAAAGGAGUCACGUCGACUUUGCAGGGAACAAAUCUUGGCAGUGAAGAGAAUUCUCCCCCAGAAAAAAAAUCCAUGAUUGGGACAGACAAAGAGAAGUCAUUUGCCUCUCCAUGCAAGCAAAAUGUAAAAACCCCAGAAAAGAGGCUGGCAGCAACAAAGAGAUCUUUUGCUUCUCCAGAUGUAAAAGCCUGCUCAGUGGCCUGCGAACCUCUGCUUCAGCCUAACCCUCGGAGGUUUGUUAUUUUUCCGAUAAAACACCAGGACAUCUGGAGGUUUUACAAGAUGGCCGAAGCGUCCUUCUGGACGACGGAAGAAGUUGAUAUGUCUAAGGACAUGGCGGAUUGGAACAAGUUGAAUAAUGAUGAGAAGCAUUUUGUAAAACAUGUUUUGGCCUUCUUUGCUGCUAGUGAUGGGAUUGUAAAUGAAAAUCUGGUCAGCAGGUUCAGCAAGGAGGUGCAACUUCCCGAAGCCCGCUUUUUCUAUGGCUUCCAGAUAGCUAUUGAAAACAUUCAUUCAGAAAUGUACAGUCUCCUCAUAGAAACAUACAUACAGGAUUCAGAUGAAAAAGAUAGAUUACUAAAUGCCAUUGAAACUGUUCCAUGUGUAGCAAAGAAGGCUGCAUGGGCUCUUAAAUGGAUUGAAGAUCAUAAUUCAUCAUUUGCUCUCAGAUUGGUGGCAUUUGCAGCUGUCGAAGGAAUCUUUUUUUCAGGAUCUUUUGCAUCUAUAUUUUGGUUGAAGAAACGUGGAGUGAUGCCCGGUCUAACGUUCAGCAAUGAGCUGAUCAGUAGAGAUGAGGGCCUCCACACUGAUUUUGCCUGUUUGCUGUUUAAAUAUAUUGUGAACAAACCGGAUCAAUCGACUAUUCACCAACUCAUCAAAGAGGCUGUUGAAAUUGAAAAAGAAUUUUUAACAAAUGCCCUGCCCGUAGAUCUCAUUGGCAUGAAUUGUUUGCUAAUGUGCCAGUACAUUGAAUAUGUGGCAGAUCGGCUGCUUGUUGAGUUACAUAUGGAAAAGAUCUGGAAGUCAGAAAAUCCAUUUGAUUUCAUGGAUCAUAUAUCUUUAGAAGGUAAAACUAAUUUUUUUGAAAAAAGAGUUGGAGAGUACCAGAAAAUGGGAGUUAUGGGAACAGAAGCAAAACGUGAAUUCAAAACUGAUGCAGAUUUUUAACUUUGUCUUAUUUUUACAUAAUUUAAUAUUUAAUUAUUUAUUAUACAAAUUCGCUAAUAUAUUUUU